Molecule: messenger RNA, 1536 nt
Organism: Talaromyces marneffei
Lineage: Eukaryota; Fungi; Ascomycota; Eurotiomycetes; Eurotiales; Trichocomaceae
Exons: 4
Coding region: 1-1536 (511 amino acids)
Biological process (GO): aldehyde metabolic process
Cellular component (GO): cytoplasm
Molecular function (GO): aldehyde dehydrogenase (NAD+) activity
Source: RefSeq, a predicted model, not a curated record
AUGUCCACGGUCAAAGUUCUGCAUGACACUGCUGAAGACAUUCAGAACCUCCACACCAACCUUGUAAACACCUUCGAGUCUGGAAAGACAAAAGAUCUAGCUUGGCGAAAAUGGCAACUCAAACAGCUUUGGUGGAUGCUCGAAGACAACGAGAAAGAAUUUACGGCUGCAAUGAAAGAAGAUCUGAAUAGGUCAAGUAUCGAGUCCAUGAUUACCGACUUUGCUGGAGCCCGGAAAGAUAUUUUGUACCAUCUCCAGCAUAUUGAUCAAUGGGCGGCAGACGAACCGCUAGGAGACACCUUUGUAGCCAAACAACUGCGUUUGGCGAGAAUACGGAAAGAGCCCCUAGGUGUAGUCCUGAUCAUUGGGGCAUGGAAUUUUCCUCUACUUCUGGUUCUCCAGCCGCUGAUUGCAGCCAUAACAGCGGGUUGCUGUGCAAUUAUCAAGCCUUCUGAGCUUAUUCCAAGCUGCCAAGCUCUGCUCAAACAUCUGAUACCCAAAUAUCUUGACAAAAGCGCCAUUGGUGUGGUCUGUGGUGCUGUGGCAGAAACAACUUCAUUGCUUGAACUGCGAUUCAACCACAUCUUCUUCACAGGCUCUGCGACCGUUGGUCGUAUUGUCAGUGCCGCAGCCGCAAAGAAUUUGACGCCACUGACAUUGGAACUUGGGGGACAAUGCCCAGCCAUCAUCUGCAAAUCCGCCAAUAUUGAUCGUGCUGCAAAGUGUGUGGCUUUUUCCAAAUUUCUUAAUUCUGGUCAGAUAUGUCUGUCGGUCAACCAUGUGUUUGUCGAUCCGUCUGUAUAUGAUCAAUUUACUGAAUGUCUCAAAUAUUGGAUUCAGACAUUUUUGAAUGGCCAAUUAACGGUUGACACUGCAAUUGUGAAUCCGAGUCAUUUUGAUCGGUUAUUAAAUCUCAUCUGCAAUACCGAAGGCAGGAUUUUUUACGGCGGAACGGGAAACCGUGAAACACGCAGAAUGGAACCAACUGUAGUCUUGGAUGUCGACAUAAAUGACACCCUGCUCCGAGAUGAGAUAUUCGGACCAAUCUGCCCAAUUAUAAAAAGUGAUUUUCGAAGUGCCUAUAUUGCAACAAAACAAAAGGGACACCCCUUGGCCAUGUACAUCUUUAUCCUCGAUAACACGAAUAGUGGUGGAGUCACAGUCAAUGACGUGAUUCUUCAUGCAGGAUUUUCCGGUGCACCUUUUGGUGGUGUCGGAUCUAGUGGCCAUGGAUACUAUCAUGGCGCCUAUGGAUUUAACAGUUUCACCCAUUUUAGAACGGUUAUGAAUUCUCCGAGUUGGUUGGAACGAGCGUUGACUUUCCGCUACCCUCCAUUCAAUGCCAUGGAAACCCCAAAGAGUUUUAAACUAAGGGCAAAAUUCAAACGAGGAGAGAGCAUUAACGACCAACGGCGAAAACCUGCAGUCCUUGGAAGUAAAGGGGUCUAUCUAUCAGCAGCUGUUACCGUAUUGGGUGCUCUUUACUACUACUUCUAUCAUUACCUAUCUAGAAGUGAGAUAGUUUAUAGCCAAUAA